Molecule: messenger RNA, 1530 nt
Organism: Candidozyma haemuli
Lineage: Eukaryota; Fungi; Ascomycota; Pichiomycetes; Serinales; Metschnikowiaceae
Gene: NMD3
Product: ribosome-binding protein
Exons: 1
Coding region: 1-1530 (509 amino acids)
Biological process (GO): ribosomal large subunit export from nucleus
Cellular component (GO): cytoplasm; nucleus
Molecular function (GO): ribosomal large subunit binding
Source: RefSeq, a predicted model, not a curated record
AUGUCCGAAUACGCCCCGCUUCAAACCACAGGUUCCGGGCCCGUCGCCACCGUGCUAUGCUGUAACUGUGGUGUGCCUAUGGACGGCCGACUGGGACUUGUGAUGUGCUAUGAUUGUAUUAAGCUUAAUGUGGAUAUCACCGAGGGCAUUCCAAGAGAAGCUAACAUUUCAUUUUGCAGAAACUGUGAGAGGUUUUUGCAGCCUCCAGGCCAGUGGAUCCGUGCCCAGUUGGAGUCUCGUGAGCUUUUGGCCAUUUGUCUUCGUAGACUUAAGGGUUUGUCUAAGGUGAGGUUGAUCGAUGCGUCGUUUAUCUGGACAGAGCCCCACUCGAGAAGAAUCAGAAUCAAGUUGACCGUGCAAGGCGAGGCUUUACAGAAUACUAUUGUGCAGCAGACGUUCGAGGUGGAGUACGUGGUGAUUGCCAUGCAAUGUCCAGACUGUGCUAAGUCUUUCACUGCUAACACCUGGAGAGCCACCGUUCAGAUCAGACAGAAGGUUUCCCACAAGAGAACUUUCUUGUACUUGGAACAGUUGAUUUUGAAGCAUAACGCCCACGUUGACACCAUUUCCAUUCAGGAGACGAAAGAUGGUUUAGACUUCUUCUACUCGCAGAGAAAUCACGCCAUGAAAAUGUUGGACUUCUUGAGUGCCGUGGCCCCUAUCAAGUCGAAACGUUCCGAGGAACUUAUCAGUAUCGAUACCCAAUCUGGUCUGUCCAGUUAUAAGUUCACAUUUUCCGUCGAUAUUGCACCAAUCUGUCGUGAUGACUUGGUCGUUCUCCCGAAGAAAUUGGCCCACUCGCUUGGAAACAUCUCUCGACUUGUGAUCUGCUCCAAGGUCACGAAUUCCCUUCAGUUCUUGGACCCUAAUACGCUUCAGACGGCUGACCUCUCAGCUAACGUGUUCUGGAGAUCUCCAUUCCCCUCGCUUUUGGAUGUUCCUCAGCUUGUGGAGUUUAUCGUCUUGGACGUCGAGCCCACUGGUGACGUCAAGGGCAAGCAUGUUUUAGCAGACGUUACCGUUUGUAGAGCCAGCGACUUGGGCGUCAAUGACCACUCUUUCUACAUCCGUUCGCAUCUUGGUGGUAUUUUGCACCCAGGUGACCUGGCCCUUGGUUACUACCUUACCAACACAAACAUCAACUCUGACUUGUGGGACACAUUGGAUACCGACAACACGCCAGAGGUUGUUUUGAUCAGAAAGCACUACACAAGAAAGAACAAGAAGAUGAAGAACAGACAGUGGAAGUUGAAGAGAAUGGCACGCGAGCACAACGAUAUUGUGGCAAACGACGACUCCAGACAGGCCAAACAGGAGCAGGAGCGUGCCGAGAGAGACUACGAAUUGUUCUUGCAGGAGUUGGAAGAGGACCAGGACUUGAGACAGACCAUCAACUUGUACAAGGCUGGUGAGGAGCCAGUCCGUCGUCCAGAGGAUGAUGAAACUGACAUGGACGACGAUGAACAUGAUGCUCCAGAGAUUGGCAUUGACGAGUUGUUGGACGAAAUUGACGGCAUGACUUUGGAGUAA